Molecule: messenger RNA, 543 nt
Organism: Plasmodium gallinaceum
Lineage: Eukaryota; Apicomplexa; Aconoidasida; Haemosporida; Plasmodiidae
Product: conserved Plasmodium protein, unknown function
Exons: 1
Coding region: 1-543 (180 amino acids)
Source: RefSeq, a predicted model, not a curated record
AUGUUUAUAUUUGAAAAUGCGCAACACUAUUUUAAUUUUUUUCGUAAUUUUAAUGGAUGUUAUACAGAUAAUAAGUUAUUAAGAUAUUUUUUUAAAAAAAGUUAUAAUAAUUGGUUUAAUGAUCCAAGCCAAUAUAAUUAUUAUUUUAUUUCAUACUAUGCAGUAGCAAUAUCCAUAUCAGUUUUAUUACGACAUUUGUUAUUUAAUCCUGAUGUACAUUUUAGAAGGCAAGAUAAAAGAAGAAAUAUAAUAGAUAGAUAUCAGCAUCAUGCAUAUUCGCUACCUUAUUUUAAUCAUUGGUUAAGAAAUUUUAGUCAAUCCUUUAAAAGUGCACUUAUUGAUAAUGAGCCAGAUUAUCAAGAUGUAGAUCCAUGGUGUUUUAGACCCAAAAGAACUCCAUUUUAUGGAAGAUUCCCAUUUUUUCUUGAAGUUCCAAAAUAUAAUGUUGAUAAUCCUAAUUACGAAAAAAAUUCUCAUAGUUAUAUGCAAAAAUACUAUGAAAGUAUUGGAUAUAUUCCUCAAAGUGAACAAAAAGAAGAUUAA